Molecule: messenger RNA, 678 nt
Organism: Quercus lobata
Lineage: Eukaryota; Viridiplantae; Streptophyta; Magnoliopsida; Fagales; Fagaceae
Exons: 1
Coding region: 1-678 (225 amino acids)
Molecular function (GO): RNA-DNA hybrid ribonuclease activity; nucleic acid binding
Source: RefSeq, a predicted model, not a curated record
AUGGACAUGAUCCUAAUGAUUGCAUGGGGUAUUUGGAAGAACAGAAAUGAAGUGAGGCAUGGGGGAAGGAAGUUAGCAGCUGCUGAAAUAUAUGGGACAGCCAGCAGGCUUCGUGAGGAAUAUGUUGCAGCACAGGAGGUUUCAAACCAACCUAGGGACAAUCCGAUAGAUCAGCUCAGAUGGCUACCUCCACCACAUGGAUGGUACAAGGUAAAUGCAGAUGGUGCUGUAUUCUCUAAGCACAAAUGGGCUGGAAUAGGUGUGAUAGCCAGGGAUGAUCAAGGCCGGGUGGUUGCUGCCAUGAGCCAGAGAUUGCAGGCUCCUUUAGCUGCACUAGAGAUUGAAGCAAAAGCAAUAGAAGCUGCUGCAAUGUUUGCGAGAGAUAUUGGCAUUCAGAAUGUAGUUUUUGAAAGUGACAACUUGCAGGUUUGUUCUGCUCUUCAGGGAGAAACAGAAGCUUCCACAACUAUUGCAAAUAUUAUUGCUGGUACCUUAUUCCACAUGCAUCAGAUCCGCCAUGUUGAAGUUAGGCACACAAGAAGAGAAGGAAACAAGGCAGCGCACGGACUUGCAAAGCGUGCCCAGUCUAUAGAUGAUUUUGUAACAUGGGCAGAGGAAACUCCACCUUUUAUCAACUCUGUAAUUCUCUCUGAUGUGAAUCAGGCUUUUCAAGUGUGA